GUUUCAUUGGCCCGACUUGCCGCCAUGACGUGUUGCGCUCUGUUUAAACAGGCCGAACAUCCGUUUCAGAUAGCGCAGCAGCAAAGAAAGUGAGACCAUUGGGCAAGAAAGCUUUCCGGAGUACUCCGAAAGCUUCAUUUUGCUGGGUCAAUGAUUCCUGUGCAAAGAGCGCCGAAUUGAAUGAAGAGCCUACUGGAUUUUUUUGGGGGAAACAUUUUGUCAGCAUUGGGCAAUUGUGGCCAAUAAUAGACAACUAAUAGACAACUUGAACUUGGGCUCGUUCAUGUUCAUUUCCAUGAUACGCAGUCCAAGUUAUAAAAGCCACUCCGAUCCUCCGUCCGAACGAUCUCAGUAAUUCUUCAACAACUGAAUACCUUGACCCCUUUCCUAGGAGCUGCUCCAUCAGACGAUUAUUGCUCAAUUAUCAGCCGCCCGCCCAAAAAGAUAGUGAAUCCGGAACACAAAAUGGCUGCAAAUCCUACACCAUUUACUUAUGAAAAUGAAGUGUAUCAGGCCGGUUUGAGGGGCGAGACCCCACCGAUAACCUUCAACUGUCUUGAUUGGGAGAAGCUGGCAGAAGAUCGGCUACCGAAAAAUUCUUACGGAUAUGUCUGGGGUUCUGCUGGAGUACGAGAUACAGACACCAACAACAAGAAAGCCUUCAAAAAGUGGGGUAUCGUGCCAUCACGCCUGGUGGCAGGCGAUUUCCCCGACCUCAAAACGUCGCUUUUCGGGGAGACGUAUGAAUAUCCGAUCGCCAUUGCCCCAGUGGGUGUUCAACGUAUUUUUCAUCAAGAUGGGGAGAUUGCAACGGCGAAAGCUGCCCACAAAGAGCACGUGACCUACAUACUCAGCACAGCAUCUGCUACGAGCAUCGAGGAUGUAGCUAAGGCGAACGAAAAUGGUUCUCGUUGGUAUCAGCUGUAUUGGCCUCAGAAUGAAAACAACGAAAUCACGGCCAGCUUGUUGUCGAGGGCCAAGGCAGCAGGGUACAAGGUGCUGGUGGUCACUUUGGACACGCAUAUUGUUGGAUGGCGUCCCAGUGACCUAGACAAUGCAUACAAUCCCUUCAUUCGCCCGGAUAAUAUUGGCGUGGCACUUGGUCUCUCUGACCCAGUUUAUCGACGCAAGUUUCAUGAGAAGCAUGGCAAGACUGUUGAAGAAGAUGUUGAAACUGCGGCCACGGAAUGGACGCAGACUGUGUUUCCCGGUAAAAGUCACAGUUGGGAAGAUAUCAAGUUCCUCCAAGAGCAUUGGGAGGGUCCAAUAGUUCUGAAGGGAAUUCAGACGGUGGCAGAUGCAAAGAAGGCCGUCGAAUAUGGCGUUCAAGGAAUCGUCGUCUCCAACCACGGCGGUCGACAGCAUGAUGGAGGUAUUGGAUCUCUGGACGUUCUGCCUGAGAUUGCGGACGCUGUGGGACAUGAGCUUGAAAUCAUAUUCGAUUCUGGUGUACGUUGUGGAGCUGAUAUUGCAAAGGCCCUUGCGUUAGGCGCAAAGAUGAUUCUGAUCGGCCGUCCGUACGUUUAUGGACUAGCCCUCAAAGGAGAGCAAGGGGUUCAACAUGUCCUCAAGAGCCUUUUAGGAGACUUCACCUCGACCCUCCACUUGUCAGGUAUCAGCUCAGUAUCUCCCGCACAACUCAACAGGACCAUUUUGCGACGAACAGAUGCCUGAAUCUUUCUUUGUUUCAUUCUGUCGAGACAUGGAGCGGUAACUUACCGCUAAGACAGGGGUUAUACUCAGUGACCCACUUUCCCUUGUGUUUUGUACAGUAAUUUGGUAUAUUUGGCAUUACGGUUGUCGUAACACCGUGUACUCUAGCCAUACAUGGGGUAUUUCAACCUGCCCCAUGACAGUCGUUCUUUCUUCAAUCAAUCAACUUUUGCAUUCAAGAUUGGUUCCGCUUCCUCCAAUUCCUCGACCUCAUUCGCCUAUUAGGAUUACUAGCCAUGACUGUCGCAGCUUGCUCCGACACAUUCGUUUAGAAUUCACCUCGAAUCAUCA
Penicillium brasilianum is the source of this 2004-nucleotide messenger RNA. NCBI's taxonomy places the organism in Eukaryota, Fungi, Ascomycota, Eurotiomycetes, Eurotiales, Aspergillaceae. The record is from the annotation of a GenBank genome assembly.